UUUCGGGACAGGACUUGCCGGGCGGGCCCUUCCUUGCACUGCGCACCGUCAGGAGCGGAGCGAAAAAGUGCUGGCAGGGAGGAGGUGGCGGUGGCACGAGAUUCACCCCCAGAGGUUGGAGGACUAAAGCUCCGACGUGCGAGUGCGGGGAGUCAGGGAGCUGGGCUUGGGUGGGGCUCCCCAUCCGGGCUGCCCACUGGGGAGGCUUCCCGCUUGGAAGUCUGGGUGCGGGUCUCUCUCCGCCUGCUGCUCGAUGAUCCCCCUGCUGCUGACACGUCAGUAAGGAAACGAGCCAGGGCAGGGAGAGUACAGAAAGGACGCGAGGAAAGGAGACGGGGGGAGGGUUUGUUAUCUCUCGGCGGGGAAGCGCGAUGUUGGGCUGGGCAAGAGGAGGUACGACCGGGAGGGAGGGAGGGAGCCGUUAAACGUAGAGCAGCUCUCUGCAUGUUGCAAACGGGGCCAUUGAGCAAGAAGGCACUCGUUGCUGGUUGGAGAAUCAAGUGGCCCCGGACUUUUGGCGUUGCAGUCCUGCGCGCGCUUUUGUGGGAGUCUCUUUGAACUCAGCUGGGUUUCCUUCUGUGUGGACUUGCCCAGGAUCGUGGUGCUGUUGGUGUCAAAGCCACCGGAGUCGGAGGCUGCUUUAAAUCCGAAACCUUGCUUGCUUCUCUGAGCUGUAACUGAGGUGUUGAGCGAACGUCUUUUUCUCUCUCGCCUAAACAAUCCAUCUCAAAUAAGGUCUGUCCUGCAGCCAGAAUUGAUCUUUACAAAGCUGUGGUUUGCAAGCUCUUCAUCUCCAGUGUUACCUAUUGCUGGAUUUGUAACUUGCUCCCAAGAGACUAAAAGCCUUGAAUUACAUUACAUUCCUGGACUAGGAAAAGCCUGUUACUUAAUGCUAAUUCCUGGAAUUCAUGCCCAAGAGUCGUUCAGGUACAACAUGUACUUGUUCUUCUUUAAUCUUCUCAGAGUUGGAGGCACUUUAUUCUUUUGACUUUUGAGUCCUUUGCUGAGUUUAGCAACUCGUUGGAAACAAAGGCAAUAAGCUGCCUGAGCAGGGUCCACAUUGACAUUUGGUGUGUACAGAUUCAAUUUAAUGACAUUAUUCUCACUGUCAAAUCCCUAGUGAUGGGACCACUAUGGCAAGAGCUCGGAAAAAUCCCAACCCCAACAAGGUCAAAACCUACAUUCUUGUUAUGGUCAAAGAAGUGUAUCAAGACAAAUAGGCAGGAAGUUCUCCUGCUUGUCUGAGGAUUGGACAUGAUACCCACACAAAUCAAUAUUUGGAGAGAGAGGUCAUAUCAUUGUACCUCUCUGCUAGUUCAUUUAUGUAUUGAUUUCUCACCUGUACUCCAAGGAGCUCAAGGUGGUGGCAUACAUGGUUUUUCCCCUUCUCAUUUUAUUCUCACCACAACUUUGUGUGGUAGGUUAGGCUGAGAGACAGUGACUGGCCCAAGGUCAUGGCUGAAUAGGAAUCUGAACCCUAGAGUUAAUUAUUAAUAAGGACUGUAAGAAGGGGAAGUGAGGAAGUUUGAAGAAAUAAGAUGUGAUAAUAUUGUCAUUUUUGUUUUUUGUACUUUUGUAUUUCUUUUUUAAAUUUUUCUUUUUUUCUUUUUUUCUCUUUAUGUAAAAUUCAAGAAAAAAAUUAUUCAAGAAAAAAAAGGAAUCUGAACCCUAGUCUCCCAAGUUCUAGUCCAACAUUCAAACCAGUAUACCACAUGGGCUCUCUGUACUAACUAUUUCUCUAAUUAUAUGUUGCUGCAAUGUCCACUUUUGGGGGGGGGGCGGGAAUAGUUAGCAUACUUCUCUGAUAAUUCAGCCUCCUGCUCUGUGUAUGAACUCCAUUUCAUUUCUUGAUGAAAACAUUAAUAUGCAUGGUAUAUUUGCAUUUUAAAAUACUAUGUGUAAUAAAACCUUGGCUGAAUUCAUAAGCUCUGACUGUUAAUUGAAAGAAGGAUGUUCUUAAGCAGAAAAGAUAGCUAGAAACAACAGCUCAAGCCAGGAUGCUAGGUGGUUUACAAUACUUUAUACAUCUGUUCUUAUUUCCUGUUUUCAGAGCUAGUAGCAACUAUUAAUGGAUUUCCAUCUUUUCCAGAUUAUCUCAUGAAUUGAGCUUGAUUACUUUGUUUUGUUCUCCAUAUUCCACAAGAAACUCUGUAAUCUUUAGAAUGGCCUAUCUUAUCUCUAAAUAACUGAGAGUUAUCCUCGUGAGUGGGAACCUUGGUCUUAAAUACUUCAUAAAGGGAACAAAAGUCAGGUGAUUGUUGUUGACCAUUUUCAUACGUGUUAAAGGUGCUAUUUACAUUAUUGUUUGUCCUAACAACCAGCUUUGGGUGUAGGUUGCAGUUUUCCUUUCAUAGAUUAGAAACUGUGGCUGAGAGCUGGUGAGUAGCUUGUUGUACGGCGAGCCGCUGAGCCCCCCGCCCCCAUUCCUUAGCUAAUGAAACAAACACCAGUGUUUUUGGUUAAUGGGAUAAAUUAGGCCACAACUUUGUUGGUUACAGAUGCGAGCGGUUUUGGCUUAGGCAUUGGAACUGAACCGACUAUAUCUCUUUCCUGCCCGUCACACAGGUAGUCUCAUAGGGGUCAGCCACUGGUAGGGGGAGCCCUAUUGAUGUACAUAAAUUGUGAGCCCCGCCCCCCAGGGUCCCCGAUGGGGUUGUAGCAUGGCUCAAGUCUAGCCCAUAUCCGGGCUUCGGGCAGGAACCACACCCCCACAUCCCUUUAACAGAAUACCCUUAAAGAGGAGGGGCAACUGAAGGCCACAACCUCACCUCCCACACACCAUGUUUACCAAUGCCUAACUGCCAAUCUUACAAAGUUGUAACAAUUGCUACAAGGCAGGCGAAAACCACAUGGCUGGUGCCAAUUUGCCAAGUGGGAAAAUUCCUAUCUGGCCCCUACAAACAGGCGACCAACCGUAGUCCAUAGCAAGGCCAAGAUGGAGAGCGCAUAAAAUUAGGGCGAGUGCGGGGGGGGGGGAGAGAUCUGGCGCAGGAGACAAGAGAAACCGAACCCAGCUGUGUGGAGGUUUAAUUCCAGGUGAGUCACACCCCCAGGUCGAUCUGAUUGGUCGGCCAUGGAGUGUAACGCAGCCAGGAAUCCUGAUGACACCAUGCCCCCUGCUGCUCCCGGGGAGGGCUCAUAGCCCGCCAGCAACUCCUCUGCCAGCAACUCCUUGCCACCUAUGGAUGCCAGUUCUGCCACCUAUGGAUGCCUGUUCGGAAGACAGGUCUUAAAAGUCCAACAUCCUCUGUCCAGAAUUCCAUACUGGUUCUCGUGGCUGUUUUCAGAUUUGCUGAAAACAAUUGCUUGCAUUCCCCCCCCCCCCCAAAAAAAAAAAUUGGUUGAGAAGACAAGCAUGUUUGCACAGAAAUGUGGGGCAUUAAUUCACAGUAUGUACAUGAAUGUGGGCCUCUGAGUGUCUGCUUGUCUUAGAAAUACCUAUUAAAGCUAUUCAAAUGGAUUGAAGCAUGUUGUAUUUAAAUGCAAAGUUUUGUUUUAUUUAAGUAAUAUUGUUUAAAGGCUUUUUUAGUUUAAAUGGCUUGCUCUAAAAAUUAACCAAUCUAAAAAUUAACCAAUUAACACACCAGAAUGGCAGUACGUGAGAAUUGGAGCAAAUUUGAGUUAGCUUUGAUGCACAAAAUAAUUCUGACAGAAAAAUAAGACACAAUCUAGCUGUAUUUAUGCAAUUUUCCAUUGUGUGUGUGUUUUAAUACAAGCAACUUAAUUACAUAUUUUAACUCUUAAAUUAGUGAGACUGAUCUACAGUUGAUUGUUUACAUUUGCCUUGAUCAUACUCUCAAUUUUUGAGUAAGCCGGUGUAGAUCAAGAGAAAAUAUUUUUUCGUUGCUCUUGGUAAUGUAUUGCUUUUCUGUCAGUGCCUGCUAAAUCCAAACAAACCUAUUUUAUAACCUUGAAUUUCUCAGAAGCAACAUAAUUCUGAGCACAAAACUAAAUUGGCUCAUCAUAAUCUAUAUUUUAGUAGGAUGUUUAAAACAAGCCUCAUAACUGAAUUUUGAAGUGCUUUGUCACUUCAGCCAACACAAACAUGGGUGUCUCCCUAACAGGAGAAUUACAUCACAGUGGGUUUAUGGAAAAAUGGGAGAGCACAUACAAUUGAAACAUAGACUUCUAUUUUAAGAUGGGAACUAUUGUAGGUGUAUACUAUUUAGACUGGGUAUUAUAUGUUGACAACUUGAAACGGUAUCAGCUUUACUAAUACAAUAACAGUCAUGUUCUCUGUGCCUAACAAGGGGCCAUAAGUGCUUUUUUUUUAAUGCUAGAGAAAGAUUGCAAUAACUACUGUACUAGCUUUUGAAACAGGUUGGUAGCUGUGUUGGUCUGGCGUAGUCGAAACAAUAAAAAAAUUCCUUCCAGUAGCACCUUAGAGACCAACUAAGUUUGUCAUUGGUAUCUGAAGAAGUGUGCAUGCACACGAAAGCUCAUACCAGUGACAAACUUAGUUGGUCUCUAAGGUGCUAUUGGAAUGAAUUUUUUAAUUUUGUUUUUGCUUUUGAAAGAGAGAGGAAGCCAUUGAUACUUUGUUCCAGUUUGCCAUGUUGAAAUCUGGGAUCUUUAGUUCUAGACACAACUUGUCCUAUAACUUCGUCAAUCACUUUCUUAAAUGUUGCAGAUGGGGCUCCUACCAACAUCUGUUUACAUUCCUCAACUUUUUAAGAUAGAGACUGGAGAACAAUUCUGCUAAACUUUGAAAGAACCAUUAUUUUAGUUUGCCCUAAUGUAACAUUAUUUUGUGACUGUGGGACUGUUCCCCCCCCAUGGAACAACACAGUUUCCUGCAUAUUUUUGUUUCUGCAUAUUUUGUUGCUCUAGAUGCCUGCAUAUAAUCAUUUAAAUUUGACCUAGUAUAGCACUGCCUUAAUCUAUUUGGUCAUACAGUACUUCUUUAAAUGCCUUAGUGUACAGAGUAGGCAUGGGUGUACCCAGCAUGGGGCAGGGGGGUGCAGCUGCCCCUCCCUAGAGAAGCAAAAAAAGGGGGGAAGCUCCCACGCAGCAAAAAAAACAGCCGGCAGCGGAGAGCGGAGUUGCAGUGUUCAUCCUCAGUGUGGACCAUUCCCUGGGACAGGGAAGGAUUGCUGGGUCACCUCUGUUGCUUUUUGCAUCGUAAAGUCCCUUUCUAGCCAGCAGCUAAAUCACUCUAAUCCUAGUUUCUUUGUUUCCCUGAUCGCCAUGCAGUCCUGUGUUGGGCUGAACUGCUGCUUAAGAGCUUGAGUCUUGACAGUUUGUAGCCAGCAGCUAAAUUACCCUAAUCCUACCCUACCCUACCCCCUCUUUGUGCAUAGCCUCGGGCCCCUUUUAUCAGAUUUGUUUUGGCAAUUGCUCUUUCACCAUAUGAGAAAGCUGCAUAUUAUUGCGGUACAGGGGGUUGGACUAGAUGACCCCCAGGGUCCCAUCAAAACUUUGAGGUACUAUUCCUGGGUUGACAGGAUAAUAGUGCUGAUAACCCCUAUGAUGCAGGUUCAAUCCCCGUUUGGGCAAGCUGCAUAUUAUUGGUUGGCAGGAUAGUAGUGCUGAUAAAGCCAAAUUUUUGCAGGCCCAAUCCCCAUAUGGGAUAGGUGCAUGUUCUUGCAUUACAGGGGGCGGGACUAGAUGACCACCAGGAGGAGAUGUAGCUUGGGGGUCGCUUAACACCACAAUCUUCAACAUUUUCUGAGGGAAAGAGGGGCACCCUUCCAUACUCUCUUCCGGUGAGAGUACUCCUUAAUUUUCCUACAUCUUUAAAAUAUGUGGUUAUUGAAUUCAGUUUUGUUCCCGGUGAAGAGUUUGUGUAGCACAGUAGUCUGCUUUAACCAGUGCACAUGGUGGAAGGACUGUAUAUGCAUUACUAUACCACACAACUGCCGGUUUGUUUAGUCCAGGUACGUAAAAAGGCCGCACCAAACAAACCUCAACAUUUUCUUCAAACCCAAGAAAAAUGAUAUUAGUAUAAGACAUGUAAUUAGAAUAGAAAUUUAAAAAAAUUCAAGCAAAUAAUUGUAAUAACUACCGUAAUAAAACACUGCUAUAAUUAUAUAUAAUAAAAUUUUGGUUUCAUUCGCCUUUUCCGUGCUGAAAUGUCACAACCUGGAUGACCAUGGCUUGCCCCCCCCCCUAGAUUUGUUCCUGGGUACGCCCAUGAGAGUAGGUCUUAAUAAGCUUCCUACUAUAGUAGCACAAGUUAAACGGAUAAUUCACCCACUUUAGAUUAAUAACAAAACACAUUUUAGGUACUGAAUCACCACUUUUGGAUGGUGAUAGAAAUGUUUUUGUUCUUCAGAAUUACCUUGCUAUUACAAAUAUAUCAGGCUAUUUAAUAAAUAAAUAAAUAGGGGAUAAAUUAAGGAAAAUGGUCAGAGCACCAAAGCAAGAACCUCAAACUGCUGCCUCUAGAUUAGAGUUGCAACAACUCACUGGAAAUAAGAGUCAUUUGCACAUUGUCAAAAUGCAGAGAAGAGGAGCAGAAUUGCACUCCCUGCUUUAAUGUGUUGACAGCACCUUUUGUACACAUGUAGGCAUUGCUCACAAAACAAUCCACAAACUAUGAAGGUAGAGGCAGCUUCCAUGUAUCAUAUAUUCAGAAGUCUAGUGGAAAUGCACUUUCCUCAUAGAAGUAGAGUAGCAUAGUAGCAGAGAAUAAAGUUACAGCUCAGUUGUUUAGUGCAUGGGGCUAAUAACGCCAAGGUGCAGGUUCGAUCCCCAUCCGGGACAGCUGCAUAUUCUUGAAUUGCAGGGGGGUGUAUCCUCUUACCAAUGUAUCCUCUUACCAAUUCCCAUCACAGGUAGGGAUUUAGUUUUGAGUAAACAAGCAUACAUAAACAAACAGAAUGCCUGCCUGCAAGUUUGAGCAAGGAAGUUCCUAUAUUAAAUCUCAUCUUAGCCACAGACUAACCACGAGACUUUAGGCAAACCUUUAUUUCUGUGACCCUAGCUGUAAUAUAAUAAUAAUACUAACCUAUGUUAUAUUCCUCUUGUAAGGAUUAAUAAGAAAAUGCAUGAAAAGCUCUAUGAAUAUAUCAUAUAUGUUACAUAAAUAAGUUACAGUAGUAUUUCAUUAUUUACCAACCAUGUUUUGGUGAUGGUGGUAUUUUGGAGUUAAUAGUACCUAACACAACUGGUGCAUAGUGUGCAUAUGAGUAGGGGAGGAGACAUUUCUUGUGUCUGCAUAUACAGCCACCAAGCCUUACUAUAGCCACGCUGCUAUUAUUAUUAACACUUGACUCCCCUCCAGUUCCCACGACAUCUCACUUGUAUCAUCUUCACUUUAUAGAAACAUGGAAAGAUAACCUUUAUUUAGAAAAUCUUUAAAAUUCAGUUUGCAGCCAUGAUUCAAACCAGUCACCUGCUGAACUUUUUGUUUCGUUUUAUUUAAGGUUUGCAUGAUGGAAUUUAAAUUUACACAAGAGAGGCUGCAUGUUUUAGAUCAAUACUGCUGACAUUUUCUACAUUUUGCUACACCUGGUGUGGUGAUCUUGAAUUUUUGCCCAAAGACAACAUAUAAUGGAUGUCAAGGAAAGCUGCCCAAGUGUUAGCAUCCACAGCUCUGAUGAACACAGAGUGAAGAAAAAAAGAUUUACUGUUUACAAAGUUUUGGUCUCAGUUGGCAAUAAUGAAUGGUUCGUCUUCAGGCGAUACGCUGAGUUUGAUAAACUGUAUAAUACACUGAAGAAACAAUUUCCCACUAUGAACUUGAAGAUUCCUGCUAAAAGAAUUUUUGGAGACAAUUUUGAUCCAGAUUUCAUUAAGCAGAGAAGAGCAGGGUUGAAUGAAUUCAUUCAAAAUUUAGUACGACAGCCAGAACUUUGCAAUCACCCAGAUGUCCAAGCAUUUCUUCAGAUGAACAAUCCAAAGCACCAGUAUGAUCCAUCUGAAGAUGAAGAUGAAAGGAACAGUCAAAAGCUAAACUCUACCUCACAGAAUAUCAACCUUGGGCCAUCUGGAAAUCCUCAUGCUAAACCAACAGACUUUGACUUCCUAAGAGUUAUUGGGAAGGGCAGCUUUGGCAAGGUUCUUCUUGCAAAACGAAAACUGGAUGGGAAGUUCUAUGCCGUUAAAGUGCUGCAGAAAAAGAUUAUUCUCAACAGGAAAGAGCAAAAACAUAUUAUGGCUGAACGUAAUGUGCUGUUGAAAAAUGUGAAGCAUCCAUUUUUAGUUGGAUUGCAAUAUUCAUUCCAAACUACAGAGAAGCUUUACUUUGUUCUGGAUUUUGUUAAUGGAGGGGAGCUCUUCUUUCAUCUGCAAAAAGAGCGUUCCUUUCCUGAACACAGAGCCAGGUUUUAUGCUGCUGAAAUAGCCAGUGCAUUGGGUUACCUACACUCCAUAAACAUUGUAUACAGGGAUUUGAAGCCAGAGAAUAUCCUUCUAGAUUCACUGGGCCAUGUUGUAUUAACAGAUUUUGGGCUUUGUAAAGAAGGAAUUGCUACUUCAGACACUACAGCAACAUUUUGUGGGACACCAGAGUACCUGGCCCCAGAGGUGAUCAGAAAGCAACCCUAUGACAACACAGUAGACUGGUGGUGCCUUGGUGCUGUUUUGUAUGAAAUGCUAUAUGGUCUGCCGCCCUUUUACUGCCGUGAUGUUGCUGAGAUGUAUGAAAAUAUUCUCCACAAACCCCUACAUUUAAGGCCAGGCAUCAGUCUUACGGCUUGGUCUAUCCUGGAAGAACUUUUGGAGAAGGAGAGACAAAACAGACUUGGAGCUAGAGAAGAUUUUUCUGGUCCAGAUGACAUCAGAAACUUUGACACAGCAUUUACAGAAGAAAUGGUACCCUGUUCAGUUUGCAUUUCUUCUGACUAUAAUAUUGUGAAUGCCAGUGUGCUGGAAGCAGAUGAUGCAUUCGUUGGAUUUUCUUAUGCACCACCUUCUGAAGACUCAUUUCACUAAGAUUUCUGGAUGCUAAGAAAUACUUGCAAGUCAUCUUUAGAUGGAUGGAACGUUUUGAUUGUGAAUGGAUUCAAAAAUAUGUGCAACUAGUGCCUCAUUUGAAAUGUUGAACAAACUUUUUCUGCUGUAAUAUGAGGAACCUGGGCAUUUUGGAUUACUUCCUUACGACUGUUACAACUGUUAAACCUGCUGUAGAAAAAUACUUUUUGAACCAAUACCUUUAGUUAGCUGUUCUUAACUUUUACGCUCUGUAAGAAAGGACACUGACUGUUUCCCCCCAAGUUUACAUUGAUAGCUCCAAAUUGUCUGUCUUUAAAAGCAGCACCCUUUCGCAUUUAAAGGCCUUUGCAAGCUAUCUAGUGACUUUGUGCUUGAAAUGUUACUAUGCAAAUAUUUUUGUAUAGCACUGUUUUUUAAAGAAUAUAAGCGUACUCUGCAGAAUUUGUUUGCUUGUUCUUUAGGCCAAGGUGAUUUAUUGGUAUCACUUCUUCUUAACUCCAAGCAAGGAUCUGUACAAUAUUGCCCACCUUAAGGCCAAACUGUGCCACCUUUAGUUAUACUGGGCCCAGAAUUGCAACCAUUACCACUUUACUCAAAUUAUUCGAUUCAUUCCAUUAGUAAAACCUAGAAAUGUGCUCUCUAGGUUAAAUAAAGGUGGAACAAAUUAGCCUUAAGUAUCUUUUUAUAACAAUGCUUCUCAUAAUGACUAUAACUUUUUUCCUCUUCUUGUAGAAGAUAAAUGGCUUUUUCCAAAGAAAUAUAUGAGGGGAAAAAAUGACUGCAUUUGUAGAAGGGAAAUUUAGUUCUUGUGUUUAGAAAACUAAUAUAUUUCAAUUUGAUUGUAUUAAAAUUCAUACUUUCAUGAGAUCUAUAUUUUGA
Messenger RNA from Zootoca vivipara (common lizard), 9756 nucleotides. Lineage: Eukaryota; Metazoa; Chordata; Lepidosauria; Squamata; Lacertidae. The record is from RefSeq and is a predicted model, not a curated record.